This is a messenger RNA of Hyaloscypha bicolor E, 680 nucleotides long. RefSeq lists its product as uncharacterized. The transcript has a single exon. NCBI's taxonomy places the organism in Eukaryota, Fungi, Ascomycota, Leotiomycetes, Helotiales, Hyaloscyphaceae. The record is from RefSeq and is a predicted model, not a curated record. The coding region runs from base 29 to 295 and encodes 88 amino acids.
CUAUUUUGACUAGUUCGAUGGAAGUUCUAUGAAGCUUCUCUCUCGGUUCUCCUGCAUCGGCGUCGCUUGGCUCCUCACAGUGAAUUUCUGCUCCAAUAUUUGCACUCCGUAUCCGCCAAGUGACAGCGGCUUUAAGUUGUCACAGAUCUUCGCACGCGAAGCAUCAUCGCUGCCACUAAGCCGCUUCGAGAGCUUCUUGCUGAAAGGCGCUCGGUUCGGCCGACUCAGCCCAGUUCACCUCCCAGUUGUGGUGCAGCACAGGACGACCAAGAAUAUCCUCGGCCUUGGUAAUUAACCUGUGGCAGAAAUAGGGACUUAUCACCCAAGGCUCUUGGCCGUCGAUAUAAAUCCCAUCCUCCCUCGACCCCCUCGACCUCCUGCCCCCUGGGCUGGCGUCAUUGUCGCGUUUCUUUUGCUCCUCAACGUUCCAUCAGCGGCUUAUCCGAGCCUGCGUUUGCUGUAAUCGCCAGGCUCGUAUUGACAACCCUCAUUUUCUGGCGUCGAUAACUCAAGAAACGGCCGGACCCCCUUUUCUCUUCUCCCUUACCUUCACUGGUACAGGCUUUCGAUAACUUCUUCGAAAUUGCUCCUCGAAACGAAAACAUCACACCACCCGAUCUCCGACCAUGGCCUCCCAACAACAAGCACAAAAUGUGAUGCGAAGGUACGUCGACAAGAGG